Molecule: messenger RNA, 2043 nt
Organism: Elgaria multicarinata webbii
Lineage: Eukaryota; Metazoa; Chordata; Lepidosauria; Squamata; Anguidae
Gene: ASB2
Product: ankyrin repeat and SOCS box containing 2
Exons: 9
Coding region: 14-1969 (651 amino acids)
Biological process (GO): intracellular signal transduction
Cellular component (GO): nucleus; cytoplasm
Molecular function (GO): protein binding
Source: RefSeq, a predicted model, not a curated record
CUCUUCUGACUUAAUGAAAAAGCAGAAGAUGGCGACACAGGUCACAGCGAGAAAUUCACAGACAGGAACAAUAGGACAUGAGGACUACAGUUUGUACAGCAGUAUGAGUGAAGAUGAGCUCAUUCAGUUGGCCAUAGAGCAAAGCCUGACAGAAGAUCCAGCAGAGCAAAUAACUGCGCAGAAGAGCAUCGUGGCAGCCCCAAGAGACCAGGUUGUGGUAAAUCAACUUUGCAACCAUAAUCCACCAUUCCCAAUUUAUCCUUGGCAAAGGCACACUGCACAGUCCGGAGGCCAGGCGCGAACUUCCAGCUCGGGGUCAUCUCAAGGGGUAAGACGGAGGUAUGACGGCAGCCUGUUCAUCACACCCCAGCCAGAAGUGCUGGAUCCCGUGGUGUCAGCGAUCAAGGGAGGAGAUGAAAAGGCAUUGCAUAGUAUGAUGCAGUCAGGAAAAAACCUUGCACAGCCAAACAAAGAUGGAUGGUUGCCACUCCACGAUGCUGCUUACUAUGGACAAGAGGGCUGCUUGAAAUUGCUGCAUAGAUCUUAUCCCGGAACAAUUGAUCAGCGUACCCUGCAGGAGGAAACGGCACUUUACUUAGCCACAAAUAGAGGGAAUAUCGAUUGCAUGCGUUCAUUGUUACAGGCUGGAGCAGAACCCGAUAUUGCAAACAAAAUUAGGGAAACCCCACUUUAUAAAGCCUGUGAACGCAAAAAUGCCGAAGCCGUCCAGGUGUUGUUGCUGUACAAUGCUGACACGAACCAUCGCUGUAAUCGUGGAUGGACUGCUCUCCAUGAAGCUGUAGGUCGAAAUGAUUUGGAAAUAAUUGAGCUUUUGGUCAAAGGCGGUGCCAAGGUGGAAGCUGCAAAUUGCUAUGGAAUCACCUCUUUGUUUGUGGGAGCUGAGAGUGGCCACUUAGAAGCAGUCCGAUAUCUCGCCACGUGUGGUGCUGAUAUCAAUACCCAAGCCAGUGACAAAGCCUCUGCUCUCUAUGAAGCGUCUAAAAACGGACAUGAAAAGAUUGUGGAGUUUCUCUUGUCCCAAGGUGCUGAUGCUAACAAAGCCAAUAAGGAUGGAUUUUUACCUAUUCACAUGGCCUCCAAAAAAGGCUAUUAUGAGAUUGUGAAAAUGCUGCUCCCAGUGACUAGCCGUACUCGAAUCAAGCGCAGCGGCAUCAGCCCUCUGCAUUUCGCAGCUGAACGCAACCAUGACGAUGUCUUGGAAGAGCUGAUUGAGGCUGGCUUUGAUGUGAACUUCACCCUCUCUUCUGAACGCUCUCGACUCUAUGAGGACAGGCGCACCACUGUCCUCUAUUUUGCAGUUGUUAACAACAAUGUCUAUGCUACUGAGCUGCUGCUUGAGGCUGGGGCCAACCCCAACGUUGAUCUCAUCAACCCACUGCUCAUCUCCAUCCGGCAUGGCUGCUUGAAGACAAUGAAGCUUCUCCUUGAUUAUGGAGCAAACAUUGAUGCCUACGUUGCUUCCCACCCUACUACUUUCCCCGCUACCAUCAUGUUCUCUAUGAAGUACCUUGUUCUGCUGAAAUUUCUGAUGGAUCUGGGCUGUGAUGCCAACUCCUGUUUUCAGUGUCGGUAUGGAAGUGGCCCACAUCCUCCCAUUGAUACUAGGAGGGACAGGUAUCAUGAUCCCCAGGUGAAUAAAGAGCAAAAUGCCAUACAGUUUUGUGAAAUGGUUUCAGCCCCGGAGAUGAGUCGUUGGGCAGGGCCCAUUAUCGAUGUUCUUUUGGAUUAUGUGGGCAAUGUACAACUUUGCUCCCGGCUGAAGGAGCAUAUUGACAGUUAUGAAGACUGGUCUAACAUUAAAACCAAAGCAGAGCCACCAAGGCCACUUGCUCACCUCUGCCGGAUCAAAGUUCGAAGUGUGAUUGGGAAGAAUCGAAUUUCGCUUAUUGACACUUUGCCUCUGCCUGGGAGAUUGCUUCGCUAUCUACAGCAUGAUUUCACCCAGUGACCUCAGAUGAACCUGGCAGUCAAUCAUUUCAUGGAGUGACAGUCAUAUUUAUGAUAGAGCACAAUCACAUGAUG